AUGACCAAAUCACUUGUUCUCAUUACUGGCGGCAACAAUGGCUUAGGGUACUAUGCCACACAACAACUCGCCGCCUCUGGCAACUACACGGUCCUGAUGGGUAGCCGAGACCACAGCAGGGCCGAGAAGGCCAUUACGGCUCUCCUCGAAGAUCAGUCCAUGAAGGUAACUGCUGGCGAUGUUCACCCUGUUCAAAUCGACGUCACAUCCGACGAGUCCAUAUAUGCAGCCGCAAAACAUGUCCGAGAGACGUACGGAUACCUCGACAUUCUCAUGCUCAAUGCGGGAAUUACUCAACAGCAAGCCGAGACCGAAGACUCGCCUUCGCUGCGCCAACUCUACCACAAUCAUUUUGACACAAAUCUCUUCGGCGCAGCUGUCACGCUUGAAGCAUUUCUUCCACUUCUACGCGAAUCAAAGGCUCCUGGUGGCAAGCGUAUUGCUUUCACUUCUUCGGGCCUUGCUUCUUUCAAGCUCGCAGACAAUGGCCCAGCGAGCUGUACUGCGUCACUGUAUCCCAUUUAUCGAAGCACAAAGACGGCCAUGAACAUGAUCAUGCUUGGCUAUGCGAAGCAGCUGGAAGGGGAAGGAUUUGUCGUCAGCUGCUCAGAUCCUGGGUAUUGUGCGACCGACAUCAACGGCCACCAGGGCAUGAAAGACCCGAGGGAAGGGGCCAAGGCGUUGGUGAAAGCCGCAACUGGCGACAAGACCAAAGUACAUGGAGGCGUGGUGAAUGAAGAGAAUGACGAGCGUUUGCCGUGGUAG
This is a messenger RNA of Ramularia collo-cygni, 765 nucleotides long. RefSeq names its product related to dehydrogenases with different specificities (related to short-chain alcohol dehydrogenases). Lineage: Eukaryota; Fungi; Ascomycota; Dothideomycetes; Mycosphaerellales; Mycosphaerellaceae. Bases 1 to 765 code for a protein of 254 amino acids. The record is from RefSeq and is a predicted model, not a curated record. The transcript has a single exon.